AUGAGAGUCUUCAUCUUAUAUUCUGACAGCCAAGGGAAGCUUGUGGAACCAAUUUGCGGUAGUUCGGGCAUUCCAGAAAAUGCCGUCACAAUGGAAAUCCUAUGCCGACGAUUCUUUGACCGGAACGAAAACUAUUAUAUAAAUGGUUUCAGCUACGAUUGCCAAGUCUUUUUGAAUAUUCUCAAGGAUCACACAAAGAGAAUGCAAAAUAUUACCCUCGAUUUGAUCGAAGCAACCAUGGGCCCAGAAUACCUUGCUCUUCUGAUAGCCACUUUCAACAAGACAAACUCUCUAACGUUGGUUGAUUUGAUGGGGGAUGCUGGAUAUACGUGCUUGAAGAGUUGUUUUCUGCAACAAGAUGGACCUCGGGAGAUCCAGUUUUAUCCCGUCAAAAGGAUAUCCAUCGAUCAUGCCAGGCUCUUAUUCGAAGGAUUGGCAUUGUCUUCCACAAUCGAAAGCUUCGUCUUAUCACCCCCAAGUGGGAACUUGAUUUUUGUGGAUCCAGAUGACGCAGGUCAUGCAUUUGUGGCUGCACUUGGGCAGAACCGAAGUUUGAAACACAUUCAGCUCCAUUCCGAUCAUUUUCAGGCAGUGCUACGAUGGCAAACCUUUCCAGAGAUUUUCAAGACUGCAAUUCUCGACACGAAAGUGCAAAGUAUGGAUGUGCGACAAGCCUCUCUUGUAGGGCAGGCAAGAAUUUCUUUUGAAACCUUUCAGGAGACCUUGUGCCAACGAGACUGCUCCCUGGAAAAGCUUCGAAUGACAGCGGUAGCCUUUUGGCCACCAGACGAUGAUGUUUUGAUGGACGACAACGAUGAUGCUGCAUCCGAAGACAGCAUAAUACCCAACACUUCAAUCAAGGAGUUUAGCUUGAAUGAAAUUGGUCUGGAUUCACCGCGGAUCAUGGAGACAGUCUCCUUGCUACACUCCCUAGUGUCUUUGGAUCUACGUGGAAAUUCCAUUUCGACGCUUUCUCCGCUCGAUCCUUUGCUCAUUGGUGAAUAUCUGACCUUACAGUGCCUGAAUCUGGAUGAAAAUUGGAUAGGAGAAGCGGAGGCGGUCGGCUUCCUUCGCAAACUACCACAAAUGACAUGUCUCCGACACCUCAGCAUGUCGUCCAAUCCAUUUUGCUGGACCCGAUCCUACAUGGAAGUCCUUGCCGAUGUGGUGUGGCGCAACAAAAGUCUAGAGGACAUACGUUUUGAAGUUAAUGAUUUGUGUCCAGAACUUGCGGCCAUGUACUCUCAAAUCAGCGUCCCCUUGAGCUGGAAUCGAGGAGGUCGAAGGGCCUUGAUGCAGGUGGAAUCUUCUUCCACGGGAACAUUGCCGCCAAAUCUCUGGCCAAUGGUGCUGGAACGAGCAACUAGAAUAUGCUACUACGAAUACGGCGAUGAAUGGCACAAGCCAUCGUGGGAAAGUACACAGCCUGACGUAGUAUAUUGGUUGCUACAGAAAAAGAUAUUGGGCGAAUGGCUUUCGUGA
Messenger RNA from Cylindrotheca closterium, 1482 nucleotides. NCBI's taxonomy places the organism in Eukaryota, Bacillariophyta, Bacillariophyceae, Bacillariales, Bacillariaceae. The record is from the annotation of a GenBank genome assembly.